AUGUCCGAAAAUCGUCAUUUCAAUUUCAACUUUCUUGUGUCGUUCUGUCACCUCUUGACAAUGCCCGCGUGAGUUUCAUGUGCUCUUUUGCUCCCACGGUCAUAACGUGACUUUGGGAAAGUGCGUCAAAUCCUGAGAUAAAAGUCAAGUUGGAAGAUGUUAAUGAAAUCCCUUUUUUUUCAGACCGAUGUCGUUUGCUGCCAACAUGUACCUCUACCUCUUUGAAGGUAACUCUAUUUCCAGUCUACCGAUUUCCAUCAUCCCAUGCGCCGCUGACUUCAUGAGCUCAUUUUGAUAGCACAUGUUCAACCUAUUUUGGGCAUAUCCGAAAAACGCCAUUCGCUUGUUUUCAGACUUUAACGAUAUCAAAAAUCUUUUUUUGAGUAAUCAUGUUGACAAGCACAUGUCGAGUUUUUGAAAAUUCGCAAAUAUAUUAAAUUUUGGGAUUGUUGGAACAUAAAAAAAUUACAUAGUAUCUUUGCAGUUAAUCUACAGUAAGGUUCUAAAAUUCAGAAAUGUCAUUUUUUCCCUUUUCACUUUAUAAUCGAAAUGGAUUGUAUUAGAACGGAAUUUUUGAAGCUAGAUAAUUAUUUGUAAACUUUCUCUCAGGCCCAAAAAAACCAUGAUAAAGGAGAACUUUUCGAGCUUAAAAUUUUUACUUUUACGGCUCCAGUGGUCCAGCGUCUAGGCUAUGAAGCUUUAAAACUUGGAGAAUAAUAAUUUGUUUGAAAAAAAAAGGCCCAAACUUAUGAAAAAAUAAAACGGCCGUUAUUAUCCUGAUUUCAUCAAAAAUCUGUUCGUAUGUUUACAGGAACAGUCAUCUCCAUAACGAAUACCACGUUGCUAUGGUGCAUCCUAAGCGAUCCGAGAAACCGACGACGUCGCGAAUUCGCCCUCGUCGCCGCACAAGCCAUCGCAGACAUGUGCUACGCCGCCGCGUUCAUGCUUAUCGCAAACCGGCGCCUCGUUUUGUACUUCGAAGACUCAUGUUAGUGGUUAUGGAAUUGCCAAUUUCACGCACAGAAAAACGAAAAUUUCCAAAACCCCACACAAAAUCUCUUUUUGAAAACAAAACGAGUUAAUUUAGUUAGUGAGCCCGUAAAACCACAAGUGUAAAGAUUCUAAGAAAAACGCUAUUUUGCAGUAAACGGGACCGUCCCAGCCACCGAAUGUUCUUACAUCCCAGCCCUGUGGCUCCACAAUAUCGCAACGCCUCUCCUAGGACUGUUACCACUGACAACGUCUUUCAACUUUCUACUCUGUUCAGUGACUCCCGUCUGGUAUCUCUCAGCUGGCGUCACCUACACGGUCGUUUUGUUGAUAGGUGUGUGAAGUAUCUCGAAUAACUGCUUGUUUGAUUUUUCAAAGCGAAGCAGUGCCCCAUGAUCUCAAAUAACUGACAACUUAUUCCCUGAAAUUACAGUCCCGUACGCGACAGCGAUUCUCUUGCUGACGGCCAACGCUCUUCUGCAAAUCAACGUGACGACGCCGACGUCGGUCCUUUGCAUCGCAGCCAACGGCGCGGCCAAUCCGACAGCAUACCAUAUCAUGCUUUUCUUCCGAAUCGUAGCCAAUCUCGCUUCAGCAAUAACAUACGCUUUCAUUUUGAUCUACUUACGCAAGGUUGACGAAGGAAAAGCGGUUUUUUAAAAAUACUCAAGUUCAGAGCCAAGGCGGAUCACUGCGGACACUGUCGACUCAACAGCAAAAAAUGCACCGAAACGCCAAGAUCACUCUAGGUGCUUAAUCGAAUUUCACUCAUAAAGUUUAAAAUUCUUAUGCAAUUUCCUAGCAAUAAAUAAAAAGAAGAACUAUGAAAAAAUUUCUCGAAUUGAACCAUUCCGAUUCUUAGAAAAACUAAAAAUAAUUCUACAUUUACAGGGAUGGUCACACUGAACUCAAUGGUCCUCCUGUUCAUUCCCGAUGUCUUGCUAGUGUUCAACCCGUGGAACAUAACAGCCAAAUACUCGACGCCACUUUACAGCAUGACCUUGAGCAAGGUAAAGAAAAAAGUUGAUUUUCCAACGUAUGACGGUUUCAGACGAUGAUCAACUUCGGAGUGUACAUGUCCAGAUACCGAGAGCUACGGAACAUUAUUCUCGAGCGAUGUUUGUCGUGCAUGCCUGCCUGGGCUCGUCAGCACUGCAACAGCUUGCUGAGCAGUGUCGCCGGCUACAAUCCCGAGGGAACCUCGCGACUGAACGAUUCGCGGAAGAAGUCGCGUUCUUCAGUGUGUCCAGGAAUCCGAAAAGUCAACACAAGGUUCCAUUUAGAUACGAUGUUGAUGACAAUGUUUGAAAUGCUUGAGGAACUAUGAGAAGGCCGUCAACGACGCAAGGCUCGCGUCUGGUCGAUCAGAUGGCCGCAGCGGCAGCUGCGAAUCGCAAAGCGAGCGUGGCAGCCACGACGGCGACGGCAAACGUCGUCGAUCCAGCCAUUCCGAUCUCUUUGGGUCCCGAACCUCCUAUGCCUUCAACACCGCGACGGUUACCGCCCAUUCGCCUACCAGCACUAUGACUUCAAUCCGAUUCAUUCCAAUAAAUUUAAGAAGUUUUUGCGGGUCUCAAACGAAAAGACUCGCUUCGGAAUUGGGAUACAUGACUCUCUUCAUAUUGAAAUAA
This is a messenger RNA of Caenorhabditis auriculariae, 2621 nucleotides long. NCBI's taxonomy places the organism in Eukaryota, Metazoa, Nematoda, Chromadorea, Rhabditida, Rhabditidae. The record is from the annotation of a GenBank genome assembly.